Ctenopharyngodon idella (grass carp) is the source of this 3419-nucleotide messenger RNA. RefSeq names its product Fli-1 proto-oncogene, ETS transcription factor (gene fli1). NCBI's taxonomy places the organism in Eukaryota, Metazoa, Chordata, Actinopteri, Cypriniformes, Xenocyprididae. Gene Ontology annotation, molecular function: sequence-specific DNA binding; DNA-binding transcription factor activity, RNA polymerase II-specific. The record is from RefSeq and is a predicted model, not a curated record. Gene Ontology annotation, biological process: cell differentiation; regulation of transcription by RNA polymerase II. The transcript has 10 exons. Gene Ontology annotation, cellular component: nucleus. The coding region runs from base 272 to 1681 and encodes 469 amino acids.
UAUUUCACGGUUCAGUUGAUGUGCAGGGGUGAGCUCGCGCUUCCUCAUUGGUCCGCGAGCCGCCUCUCUCCCAUCUCGCUUUCCCCAUUCAUACAUCCCUCCUCUCCUCCUCACACGCCUCCUCAACAUUACUCACACUUAUCCAUGACAAUCACUUUCUCAUAGACGGGACUAAUUAUUAAAGACUGGAAAAGAAUUCAAAAUUACCGAGUGACAGAUACAAGACAGGGGCCGUGAAGUGAACAUCUCACAUUUCCGGACUCUCUGUCCAAUGAAAAUGUUUCAGACCGUCCCAGACACUUCGUCUUACGUCAAGGUAAGACAACAUCGUCACUACGAGCAGGAGGCGCUGUCAGUGGUGAGUGAAGACCAAUCUCUGUUUGAGCCUCCAUACGCUGCUGCUGCUCCCUUACCCAAGACGGACAUGACUGCGUCCGGCGCACAGGAUUACGGUCAGACCCACAAGAUCAACCCUAUUCCUCCUCAGCAGGAGUGGAUCAACCAGCCUGUGCGAGUCAAUGUCAAACGAGAAUAUGAUCACAUCAAUGGAUCCAGAGAGUCCCCGGUGGACUGUAGUGUGGGUAAAUGCAAUAAAAUGGUGGGUGGGACCGACACAUCUCAGAUGAACUAUACUGGCUACAUGGAUGAGAAGUGUGCUCCGCCCCCAAACAUGACAACCAAUGAGAGGAGAGUCAUCGUCCCAGCAGACCCUUCUCUCUGGUCUCCAGAUCAUGUGCGGCAAUGGUUAGACUGGGCCAUUAAAGAGUAUGGUCUUCAGGAGAUCGACACAGCCAUGUUCCACAACACAGAUGGAAAAGAGCUUUGCAAGAUGAGCAAAGAGGACUUCCUGAGACUUACCAGCGGUUAUAACACGGAGGUCCUGCUCUCACAUCUCAAUUACCUCAGGGAAAGCAGCUCAUCAAUAUCAUACAACACACCAUCUCAUACUGACCAGUCUCCUCGCUUGGCUGCCAAAGAUGAUGCGUCUUAUGAUGCUGUACGGAGGGCAGGCUGGUCAAACAACAUGCACAGCGGCAAAGGCUCUCCUACAGUGGUCUCUCCGAACGUGUCCAAGAACACUGAGCAGGCUCGGCCUCAGCCAGACCCUUACCAGAUAUUAGGACCCACUAGCAGUCGACUUGCCAACCCAGGUUCCGGACAGAUCCAGCUGUGGCAGUUCUUGCUAGAGCUUCUCUCUGACAGUGCCAACGCCGGCUGCAUCACCUGGGAGGGAACCAACGGCGAGUUCAAGAUGACGGACCCCGACGAAGUAGCGCGUCGCUGGGGUGAGCGCAAGAGCAAGCCCAACAUGAACUACGACAAACUAAGCCGUGCCCUGCGCUACUACUACGACAAAAACAUCAUGACCAAAGUGCACGGCAAACGCUACGCCUAUAAGUUUGACUUCCACGGCAUCGCUCAGGCCUUGCAGCCCCAUCCGACCGAGUCCACCAUGUACAAGUACCCGACCGACCUGCCGUAUGUACCGAGUUACCACGCCCACCAGCAGAAGGUCAACUUCGUUUCGGCCCAUCCUCCAUCCAUGCCCGUCACCUCCUCCAAUUUCUUCGGGCCCACCCCCCCAUACUGGAGCUCUCCGGCAGGUGGGAUUUAUCCCAAUCCCAGUGUGCCACGUCAUACCAAUUCGCAUGUGCCUUCUCACCUAGGCAGUUACUACUAAAGCCCCUCACCUCUCACCAGCUCCCCGUAUGCCAAAACUUGAACUGUACUCGGAGCGAAGACAAACCAGGAAGCUGGAAAGGGAGGGAUUUUGGCCGAAAUGUUUGUUUAAAGAAGCAGAAGUUGGAAAAGAAAGAGAAAGUAAAGACAAAAUGGACCAAAAAUGGCUGAUCCUCUUCAAAAUGGAGUACUACUUAUUCAAAGGACUUGGGUUGGUGUUUGUUUUGGAGAGUUUGAGCAUGUUUCUCGUGCCUUUCCACACCCGAAAGCUGCACCGAUGGGCCAGAGUCCCUUUCUACCAAAUAAAGACCACAUCUAUUAUGUAUAAGUCGGCCGGAUGACCGAAAAAAUGAAUCACUGUAAACUCACCCUGUGUGUUAAUGCAAUUGUGAACCGAGUGUUUAUAUUUUUGGACGUAGUCCCUGCUUCCCUUUUGGAUUUUAUCUAAACCCACCUUGGUUACCUGAAUUUAUCUUUUUAAGUUGUGACUGAAACUCUCUUUUCUAAAGCAAAUCUGGCAACUGGAAAAAAAUGUUGGCAUUCAGCCGCCUUGAAUCCUCCUUGCUAGGGGACGUGGCGUCUGGUUGUUUAUUAGGAGCUUCUCAGGCUAGCUGGCUCAAGCUAAACUCUCUUACUCAUCUUUAGCACUCCUCUAUGCUGAUGACCAAGACAGUGUUGAUGUGAAAGCUUUGUCGAAUGGAUCGAAACCUGCUUUACAUUUCCUGAUGCACGAUGUCCCGUGUGAAUCUCACUGUCCCCUCAUUGGCCAGUGUAAAUCCACUCGAUUUCAUCUCAAAACAGCCAAAGUGUUAAAUUCACAUUAGAUGUAUUUGCAUUCCUACAUGUCUUAAAAAUCCUAGAUUCUUGGAUCGCUGAAUGUGGGCAUCAUGCAAAAUACCUCUUCGAAACGAUAUAACAGUUAAAACAGCAGCACGAGACAUUGAAACCAGAGAUUCGCGAACGCUGUGCGUUUGUCAGACCUAUUUGCUAGUAUUUUUUUUUUUUUUUUUUGAUCAAAGGUCAACUAGGCAUUAAAAGCAUCUUACUGUAUAAAUUAUGCAGAGCUAUUUUCAUAUGUGACAGUGUUAAGAAUCAUACGUUAAUACGAGUUGACCUCGGUCAAAAUGCAAACUUUUUUAUCAGUUCCUAAAGGUAGUAGUUUGUACUAGGUGUUUUGUAUCUGUACAUAUGGGCAAUAAGUUUAUGAAUGUUUUCUUGUAUUUUUCAGAAAAUGCAUUUUCUAAAGUUCUUGGCGAGUUGCCAUGACAAUAAGAAAGUUAUUUUGAUAUGUAGUUGAUAUUUUUUAUUCACUAAAAGCAAAUGCCUUACCAAACAUGCUUGGAGACAAUCGGUUUUCUAAAGUGCCAUAAUAAACCCUCAAUGCCAAAACGUAUUACUGGCAAUCGUAUGUGCCUAAAAAACAGUGUUAGUUUUACACAAGCAUUUCCCUUUGUGUAUUUUGUAGCAUUAAGACAAAAGAUGAUCAAAAAUUCCUAACUGUUCAUCUCUGGAUCACUCUCAGAUAUGAAGGAAUUGUGCUAUUUUAUAUAUGCAAGUAUUCGGAUAUUAAAUUUAUUGCUAUAUAAAUAUAUAUAUAUAUAUAUGAAAUAUUGCAAUUAAUCUUUUUUGUUAAUUUUGUUGUUUCUGCAAAUUAAGUAUUACCUUUUGUAAAAGGGUCUGUUGAAUAAGUAAAAUGUGACAAAAAUAAAUGUUUUUACAUUAAAAAUCUCUCCAUAUAA